Messenger RNA from Puccinia triticina, 822 nucleotides. RefSeq lists its product as uncharacterized. Lineage: Eukaryota; Fungi; Basidiomycota; Pucciniomycetes; Pucciniales; Pucciniaceae. The transcript is spliced from 2 exons. Bases 1 to 822 code for a protein of 273 amino acids. The record is from RefSeq and is a predicted model, not a curated record.
AUGGCACCUGAGUCGUUUCAAUAUCCAUCUCCUUAUACUGGCUAUCAGUCAGGAAUUAAUCCUCAUAGAACAAGGUUUACCCCGAAUAUCGAUGCGGCAACUCUAAGCUCGCAUCAAUCAUGGGCGAAUUCUUCGUCUGUGGGGGGUAAUGCCUCGAUGGAAAUGAAUGUUGACGCGCCUUGCGAAAACUGCAAUUACCAACACCGAUGCACUCGGCCGGCGGGGUCAUCGUUUUGUCAUCGAUGCGCUUCUCUCAAUUUAACAUGCAGGACGGCGCUCGAAAGGCAAUCAAGCUCCCGGCCGUUGGCUUGCCAUGACUGGCCUCUCACAUCCGAAAAUCGAUAUGGAAACCCACCGAUUACCAAUACGGCUUCAGCAGCACCACUCCUUCCGCGAAGUUCCAAACCUCAAGGGACAUUGGAGACAAGUGUAAAACGCGGACCCGGCAGAGGAUGCAUUCCAACACUAGAUGCGCGUCUUUCGCGACUCGAGAAUCUCUUAGGAGAGGCUUUGCCUAACGCGUCACAAGUUUUGAAUCCGGGAAAAUACGCGUCAGGACUCGCCAACAAUUCCUCAACGACCGACCAUAGAUGGGCGUCAUAUCCUUCCCAAUUGUCAUUGGCCGGUGCCAGAACGAGAAGAGUUUCGCAAUAUUCGACGUUGGAACUGCCUGAGGACCCGCUUCUGGAUGGUGCUAUGGAAGAUGCCCUACUAGCUGGACAGCCGAUCCACCAGCUUUACUCCUGCGGAAAUGCGGCAGGCCUACCGAAGAAAGGAAACCUGUCGACCGCGGGGCUGUUUCUAGAAUCAUCAAGAAAGUAA